Ixodes scapularis (black-legged tick) is the source of this 3583-nucleotide messenger RNA. RefSeq names its product protein O-linked-mannose beta-1,2-N-acetylglucosaminyltransferase 1. Gene Ontology annotation, biological process: protein O-linked glycosylation via N-acetylgalactosamine. The coding region runs from base 721 to 2766 and encodes 681 amino acids. Lineage: Eukaryota; Metazoa; Arthropoda; Arachnida; Ixodida; Ixodidae. The transcript is spliced from 24 exons. Gene Ontology annotation, molecular function: beta-1,3-galactosyl-O-glycosyl-glycoprotein beta-1,3-N-acetylglucosaminyltransferase activity. Gene Ontology annotation, cellular component: Golgi membrane. The record is from RefSeq and is a predicted model, not a curated record.
GGAGAAGUAAACGCUCUGUGGGUGGCGACAUGUUUGUGUCUUGGAGAAUGUUAAUUUUAAAGGUGGUUUGAACGCUGGAACGUGCUCUAAUGACAUCGAAUGAACUGUCGCAAGCAUGUAAAUGUGCUCCUCAACUAGUCUCUUACCUCACGAGCCUUCAUCAGCGCACAAUCGAACCUGGCAGUUGGUGUCGUCCUCACCCGUUUCGGGAGACCGGACGUGACGUCACAGUUCGGAACGAGCGGUGCAUCCCCCUGUACCGGAGUCAGCGCCUUAUCGAGGUCGUCCGGAGAACGCGGAGGAGAAGGUUCUCCUCCGGUCACGCGGCGGUCAUCAGCAUUCGCCGUCCCGCGGAGAGCAGAAGCGCCGGAUGAGAGCGCCGGCCGCCGUCCACGACUGACCCCCCAGCUAACGCCGCUGCCGACCCGCGCCGGCGACGUCGUCUGGCCCCCUGUGUCCCGAUUCCCGAUAAAGUCCGUGGUUCCGGUGGUGGCUGAGUGCCGCUGCGGCGUCGACCCGAGCCCGGGCUGGUCCGGGCCGCCGGUGCGAGGCGCCCAUGGAGAGGUCCUGGGGCGGGCGGCCCUUCCGGGCGCGCCCUGAGGCCCGAGUGCAGGCGACUCCGAGAACGGCCUCGGACCUCUGCGGCGGUCGGCGUCGCGCGGGCCCCGAGCCCCGACGCCUGAUCGGCGGGCGCGACGACUGCGACGCGCUGCCGUGCCCAUGGCCGCCCUGCAGGGGGCGUCGGGCGCCAACGGGUCGGCCGCCGGGGUCACGGGGGCCACGCUGCUUCGGGCGGGCCUCUACGUCCGCCACGUCAGGCACCGGAGACUCAUCGCCAGGACGCUGCAGUAUGUGCUGCUGGCGAUCCUGUCGGUGACGGUGGUCAUCAACGUGAUGUUCAUCAUGGACACAAGCCGCAAGCUGCAGCAGGACGAGUCCCCCUCGCAGGAGGGCCGGCGGGGUGCGCUGCAGGAAAGCAUGCCCAAGGCGCUCACCCUCGAGGUGGUCUCCAGCCAGUCCAAGGUGUCGGUCACCGUCGACGGAACCACGAUCCUGGACGACUCCGAAGACAACAAGGGCCGUGGCAUCCAUGUACUAGUUCUGAAUCAAGCAACGGGCAGCGUGAUGGCUCAGCGCAUGUUUGACACAUACUCUCCACACGAGGACGAAGCCAUGGCCCUCUUCCUCAACAUGGUUUCCGACGGCCGCGUCCUCAUCUUUGCCAUUAAGGACGAGGGCACUUUCCAAAUGAAGCAGCCUGCCAGGGACCUGCUCAAGCGGCUGGGCAGCAAGAAGUCGCACAAGAUCGGCUGGCGCGACAUGUGGGCCAUGGCAGCCCAGAAAGGGGGGAAGAUGUUUGGGGAGACGUACAGCAAGAGCCCGGAGUUCAACAGCUGGGGUGCUCCUGUGUUGCUCAAGGUCGAGGUGCCUCUAGUCCCUGUGGAAGACAGUGAAUGUGACUGGGCUGACACGGAGGAGAACCAGCGACGUCGCGCCUUCUGCAACCACAUCGAGGGCUACGGUAGCGUCUGCAGCUGCGCAGACCCUGCGCCACUCACUUUUGCUCCGGAGCCCGUGCCGAACAACAGGGUGAAAGAUGUUCCUGUAGCCAUCGUGGCUAGCAACAGACCCCACUACCUGUACAGGAUGUUACGCUCUCUACUCUCCGCUCACGGAGUGAACCCGAGGAUGAUUACAGUAUUUAUUGACGGUUACUUCGAGGAACCUCUAGAAGUAACCAAGUUGUUCAACAUUAGGGGGAUUCAGCACACACCCAUUGGCCUGAAGAAUGCUCGCAUCUCCCAACACUACAAGGCUAGUCUCACUGCAACCUUCAACCUCUUUCCCGAUGCCCAGUAUGCCAUUGUGAUCGAAGAGGACCUGGACGUGUCCCCAGACUUCUUUAGUUACUUUAGUCAGACGCUGAGGCUGCUGGAAGAGGAUGAUUCCAUCUACUGCAUCUCGGCAUGGAAUGACCAGGGCUACGAGCACACAAGCGAGGACCCCUCGCAGCUUUACCGGGUGGAGACCAUGCCGGGCCUGGGCUGGAUCCUGAAGAGGAGCCUCUACAAGGACGAGCUCGAACCACGCUGGCCCACCCCGGAGAAGCUCUGGGACUGGGACAUGUGGAUGCGCCUGCCGGAUGUGCGCAAGGGCCGGGAGUGCAUCGUUCCGGACGUCUCGCGGACGUACCACUUUGGGUCGUCUGGACUCAACAUGAACUCCUACUUCCAGGACGUCUACUUCAAGAAGCACGCCUUCAACACUCAGCCCCACGUGCAGAUGAAGGAGAUAGACAGCGUCAAGAAGGACAACUACGAGCAGGUUGUGCAUGACCUCCUCAGGCGAGCGAUAGUUCUCGACCACAGCAAGAGUCCCUGCGAAGAGAACUUCAUCCCAGACACCAAGGGGGAAGUAUACGUCAUGUUCUUCAAGAUGAACGGUUUGCGGGACUUUUCCACGUGGCUGCAAAUCGCCAAGGUACGGACAAAAAAAAAAUUACCAACUAGGUUUACAAUUAGCGGUGCAUGCUUUGCGUACAGCAUUAUUAAACCUUCUCUCUGCCAUUUACUUUCAUUCCAGUGUUUCAAGAUAUGGGACCUUGACCCCAGGGGAUACCACAAGAGCAUGUGGCGCCUUUUCAUGAAGGGCAACCAGCUGCUCGUGGUGGGAGUGCCAAACUCAACCUACUCGUCUUUCAAGCCUGCCAAAGUGACGCCCAUUUACCUCGAAGGACAGAAGAUAGAUAAGGACCGAAUUCGGUAGCAAUGCCGCCACACCUAUUUCCUCGUUCGUGUCAUCAUUCAAAGCGCUCCGCCGCGCUCGAACGCUUCGAGCUUUGCUUCGAGACCCACCGGGUGACAUUCAUGCGUGUGUGUGUAGGUGUGCUUGCUGUCAACGUGUGCGUGUGCGUAUCAGUGUUCCAUGUCAAGAGAAAAAAAAAAAAGAUAAAACGACCCUUCUGGAACUUUCGGAAUGGGACGGUUCAACAAACCACGCCUUGCGUCGGAGUGUCGAGGCGGUUCGAGCGAACCCAUGAGACGACGUGGUCGUAAGUGAGCGUCGUGUCGCCAUUGCCGAAAAUGGUGGGAGCAACCUGUCGUGACCUGCGCCUGUGCGUGGACAACGCUGGCGUCGUGUGAACUUCGGACCGUCGCGUUCUGCCUUCUUCAUGCUCUCGAGGCAUGGCGGCGGGACCCAAGAAGUCACCAGGAACUACUCUGUAUCAUAACUUGUAAAUUUUAGACUCUCUAGGAGCUUGUCCUUGUGCCUAGGCCCCACGCCCCCUUGAGGUGGAGAUGGGGUUAGUUUCCUCGAUGUGACACCGUGCAGCGCACUGUUCAUUUCAAAGUCGAGUGCCGUACUUAAAAGGAUGCAGUGCGGAACGAAACUAAAGACAUAACUCGCUUUCAUAGCAGACCCAGUUUUUUUUUUUUUUUUUUUUUUUUGAUUUUUGGCAAAAAGAUUUUUACACCAAAACACAGAAUGCGUUGAUUGGAAUGGAAUGAGCUUGUGAAAAUCAGCAUUGCGAAAACGGCGAGUGCUGGAUUUCAGAGAAAACAAAGACUUUGUUACAGACAAA